AUGGAUGCUUUAUCAAUAAUAAAUUCUAUCACUACAGGGCUAUUAGAGAAGGGUCUAAUUGCGAUCAAGAUUUUACAGAAGCCCAUAGAGACCAGCGAACCUAUCGUGUGGAUUUUCAAACAUCACGAAGAUGUUUAUCCACCUCUCUCUUCACCGGGCCAGCCUGCUUCAUGGUGUCUCCCAGAUUACGCGGUUCUGGAGAAAAUUUCUAUGUUUGCGUUAUUGUUCAAAGAAAAUAUUGCGAAAAGAAGACAUGAAAACCGAACUCCCGAUCCCCUUCUCGAACGAGAUGACUCCACAAUCUAUGAUCCAGAACUUGCAAAUGUUAAGAAGCACUUUAUAUGGGCGAGAGCGGUUUAUAUCGAGGAAAUUCUGGGAUCCAGCGAAGCUAAAGAGCAGGAUGAAUAUGAGGAGGUACGAUCUAUGGUAUCAGAAAGAGUAUUUGAUGCUCUGUAUUACUGGAUAGUCUUUGCGGUUGAUGGUGAGCUAGCGUGUCAGUUCUGGAAGAAGCCCGAGACAAUCGGAUCAUAG
Molecule: messenger RNA, 531 nt
Organism: Botrytis deweyae
Lineage: Eukaryota; Fungi; Ascomycota; Leotiomycetes; Helotiales; Sclerotiniaceae
Exons: 1
Coding region: 1-531 (176 amino acids)
Source: RefSeq, a predicted model, not a curated record